Messenger RNA from Pantherophis guttatus, 1204 nucleotides. It is a transcript of the gene HSBP1, whose product is annotated as heat shock factor binding protein 1. Gene Ontology annotation, cellular component: nucleus; cytosol. The record is from RefSeq and is a predicted model, not a curated record. Gene Ontology annotation, biological process: cellular heat acclimation. Gene Ontology annotation, molecular function: transcription corepressor activity. Lineage: Eukaryota; Metazoa; Chordata; Lepidosauria; Squamata; Colubridae.
GGUUCAGGUCCUUAUGCUCCCCCACCACCACUAUCCCCGGGUCAGUGAAGAAAGCCUAAAAGGCCCGCGAGCGUCCCCGACCGGAGAAAGCACUUCAUUUCCCACAAUGCAACUCUCGGGCCUCGCUCUCGCGAGACUCGGCGAGAGGUCCGCGGUUGGGCCGGCGUUCUCGCGGAGGAGGCCAGAAGAGCCUGGGAGUCGGGCCUGGACGGGUGACCGGGAGGCGAAGCAACCGCAGCGGACCGACAUGGCGGAGACGGACCCCAAGACCGUGCAGGACCUCACGGCCGUGGUGCAGACCCUCCUGCAACAAAUGCAGGACAAGUUCCAGAUCAUGUCGGACCAAAUCAUUGGCAGGAUUGAUGACAUGAGCUGCCGCAUUGACGACCUGGAGAAGAACAUCGCGGAUCUCAUGACCCAGGCCGGAGUGGAGGAACUGGAAGGAGGAGAAAACAAGGCGGCCACCACCAAGACUUCAACCUGCCAAUAAUCUAUGAUGGUCACAGAAAAGAGACAUUUUUACAAGCCUAGACUGGUUUCCAGACACCAUUUUUUGUUUUCUUUUAUUUUUCCAACGACUAGUGUGUAAAAACGUUUUUCUACGGCUGUAGAACUUGUGUUCUUAAUGUACCUUGUAUAACUAGAUUUGGAACAGUUUCUAUUCUGACUUCUUGUGCAUUGUGAGUUUCACACACUUUUUGGAAUUGAGGUGUUCUAUACUAAUUUUAAUUAUUAAAACAUAAUUUGAUAGCCUGAUGAGUCAACUAUAGUGCUAAUGCUAUACAAGUGGACUUUUGUGAAUUUGGAUGUUAAAAACGUUCCUUUUCCUGGUUCCUUUUUUGUAAUUCCUUUUACUUGGUCAAUAAUGUUGUGCUUUCCGUCAGCCUAUUUUGUGCACAAGGAUGAAAAUGUGUUGUGAGUCAUUUACAGAUCUCUUACUCUAUUAAUAAUAAGUUUAACGUAGGAAACAAUCCAUUUUGGAUCACUUGAGCUGUAACUCUUCUUCAUUUUCUAUUAUUGAUUUGAGGACAUUGAUAAUUGAAAAAUUUGAAUGGUUAAUCAUUUUAAAGUAAAUUGUCAAUAAUAUUGGCAUGGUAGCAGUAUUUUGUUAUUGGCUGGGUACCCCUUAAGCAGGACUAUUGAUAGUUCUAACCAUGGAGACCAGUUCCUUGGAUUUAUAAUAAAACGCACAUUUUCUUUCAAA